Molecule: messenger RNA, 1203 nt
Organism: Protobothrops mucrosquamatus (brown spotted pit viper)
Lineage: Eukaryota; Metazoa; Chordata; Lepidosauria; Squamata; Viperidae
Product: ranBP-type and C3HC4-type zinc finger-containing protein 1
Exons: 10
Biological process (GO): proteasome-mediated ubiquitin-dependent protein catabolic process; positive regulation of canonical NF-kappaB signal transduction; protein linear polyubiquitination
Cellular component (GO): LUBAC complex
Molecular function (GO): zinc ion binding; ubiquitin binding; ubiquitin-protein transferase activity
Source: RefSeq, a predicted model, not a curated record
AUGGAGGAGGCAAUAAGUAAAGCUGAGCAGCAAGCCCUGAGGCUGGCGGAGGCGAUCCGCGACGGGGAAGAAGAGAUCGCCCAGCGCUGCGCCCUCUGGCUGGCUGAGCGCCGUGUCCCCAUCAGGGUGCAGCUGGAACCAGAUGCCUAUCCAGAGCACGACAUCAGGCUUACCGUGGGCGUGGAAGACGCCCAGAUGGUCACCCUCCCCAUCUUUCUAAAGGUCCAGCCUUCCAUGACGAUGGCUUCUCUCAAAGACAUGAUGCACCUCCAUUACGGCUUCCCUCCCAGCAUCCAGAAGUGGGUGAUUGGACGGAGGCUGCCUCAGGACCACGAGACCCUCCACUACCAAGGCAUCCAGCGGGAUGGUGACCAGGCCUACCUCUACUUAAUGUCCGCGAAGGCCAAGAAGCUGAACAAAGAAACGGUGAAGCUGGACCACGAACGCAGGCAGCUGGAAGAGUUGGGCAUUAAAGAAGGGGUCCUGCUUUCUCGGGGAACUGGCGACUCGGCCUCCUUGGGCUCCUCGACGCCAACGGAGCCCUCCCUGACGCUGGACGUGUGCGAGGAGGGCAGCGGCCCUGGGCUGACCGUCCCGGUGGAGCCCCCAAAGGUCGGCUGGGAGUGCCCGAGUUGUACGUUUAUCAACAAACCGUCCCGUCCCGGCUGCGAAAUGUGCUGCAGCGAACGACCCCUGAAUUACGUCAUCCCGGAAGGCUAUCAGCUGGAUGCAGAGGAGCGAGAAUGGCUGCAAAGGGAUUUGGAAGCCACACGCCAGUACGAGCAGGUGGAAGAAGAAGAGAAAGAGAGAAACUAUAAGCAACUCCUGGAGUGGGACAACCAGAAUUUGGUGCUUUCUGAGGAAGCCAUUCAGUGCCCAAUCUGCUUCAUGAACCUGGAGCCUGGAGAGGGGGUGACCCUCCGGGAAUGUCUCCAUUCCUUCUGCAAGGACUGCUUGAGAGGGACCAUCCUCAACAGCCCAGAACCGGAGGUCAAAUGCCCCUACAUGGACGAUAACUACUCUUGUCCCGGACAGCUGCUGGACCGCGAGAUCAAAGCGAGACUGGUGAGGAAUGAGGAGGCCAUGUACUGCCCCAGCUGCAGGAUCAUUGUGCAGAAGAAGGAUGGCUGCGACUGGAUCCGUUGCACCGUCUGCCACACGGAGAUUUGCUGGGUGACCAAAGGACCACGCUGGGGACCAGCU